Molecule: messenger RNA, 1696 nt
Organism: Filobasidium floriforme
Lineage: Eukaryota; Fungi; Basidiomycota; Tremellomycetes; Filobasidiales; Filobasidiaceae
Product: peptidase M50B-like-domain-containing protein
Exons: 12
Coding region: 290-1258 (322 amino acids)
Source: RefSeq, a predicted model, not a curated record
CAUAUUGAAUGUUCAACCUUCCGAUACCCCAAACUGUAUACUCGUAUCAAGCAUCAAAAGCCUCAGUGAAAGUACCUUCGACAUCAAGGUCGACCCUUCCUUUCAACGGCCGAAGGGAUCCUCUUCGACCCAACCAUCAACCAUCUCGUCGAAAGGACCUCUCAUAAGGCGGACUUAUAUACCCAGGCUCGGCAUAUCCGAUCCCCAUUCACAACCUCAGAUCCAACUGGCAUCAACCGAUAUCUCAUCGAUUUUCAUCUCCGUCACCACCUAGUUCACGAGGAGAACUAUGAAUUACACCACAUCGAUAUCAACGACGAUCGCAAAUCCGAAGGGAUUGACGGCAGAGACGAUGGAGACGAUGGUGGAAGUGCUGGUGAAGAGAUUACAAGAGCCAGAGAUAGGAGAAGAGACUUCCAAGGUGGUUCUGCAUGAGUUGGUCAAGCGGGCGAGCUCUAGACCGAAUUCGUUCCAGACGUACACGAUCAUAGCGGCCUGUAUAAUGUUCUUUGGGAUCUUCUUCUUGUGGCACAUGCCGUUCUUGAGGGAUCUUAUCGCUGGGCUGAAGCUAUUCACCGUGGCCGUACACGAAAUGUGGCACAUGCUGGUAGGGCUCGUCGUGGGAGGGGAGAUCAUCUCGAUUUGUAUCGACCCGAACUUGGGCGGAGAGACCAAGAUCGACCGUCUGCUCCGCGCUACACCGAGACCGCCUACGAAUCCGCACGAGGCGAUGUUCCGGACGCCAGCUCAGGCCUUUUGGAGUUGGAAAGCGGCUGCGACGUUAGCAGCUGGGUAUGUUGGGAGCGCGAUUGUGGGGUUCUUAUUCAUCUUUGCAGCGUUUGACAUCGUCGCUAGUAAGAUCGCCUCGUUCGUGAUCGGAAUCGGAUUGCUCGUCCCAGCCGUCCGGGUCGAUUCCCUUGUUGCGUUCUUGAGUAUCGCGGCGAUGGAAGGGAUCAUGAUCGGGUUGUGGUUCGGCGAUCAUGGGAACGCGCUGCGGUAUUUCGUUUUGCUAAACGGCGUAAUGCACCUCUUCUACGUCGUCUGGGAUUAUACAGACGAACGCUUCUUUGACAAGAUGAAUUGCUCGGACUGUACACAAUUCCAAGAACUCCUCGGAUGGCCGGCGUCGAUGUGGUUCUUGUUCUGGACGACGUUUAGUUCGCUGGUGUUCGUCUCGGCUGUUUUCGCGGGGAUCAUGGUGUUCAAGAAGACGACCGAGGAGAUGUAUGGCGAUGCGGCCAACUUUUUGCCAACAUAGCAAGCAUCGAGAGGUAUCGCAGGGUAUAUUAUUCGCAUAGAUAGGCUCUUUACAUGCUACAAGUUGUCGACUCGCUGGCAAACCGGAAAAGAAAACUACCUUGUCCUUAUCAUCAUCAUCAUCAUAAUCAUGCAGACCAUUCCAUCAGACCCGAUUGGCAACCGCCUUCUUCCAGCUCUCUCCCAUCCCCUUCAAAGUGAUCUUCUUGGCGAGCGACAUUCCAAACGUGCCUUGUGUCGGCGACUCGUCCUCGAUGAAAAACGACCGACCUUUCCGGUGGGGGUCUUGUACGACGACGAUCUCGUUGGGCUCGGAAGUGGUGGAGACGUCGACGGGGAGAUCGUUGUCGAACAACGGGCGGGUGAUCGACUCCGAGCUGCUCCUACCGAUUUUAGGCGGGGCAGGGGCGGUACGAGGUCGAGUGAAGGGAGUAAAGGG